Salvia splendens (bonfire salvia) is the source of this 1309-nucleotide messenger RNA. RefSeq lists its product as uncharacterized. The transcript has a single exon. Lineage: Eukaryota; Viridiplantae; Streptophyta; Magnoliopsida; Lamiales; Lamiaceae. The coding region runs from base 156 to 1262 and encodes 368 amino acids. Gene Ontology annotation, biological process: regulation of DNA-templated transcription. Gene Ontology annotation, molecular function: double-stranded DNA binding. The record is from RefSeq and is a predicted model, not a curated record.
UUAGCUUAUCCGACCAAAAGGACGUCGAUUUCUUUGCUCCGCCGCCGCCGGCGCUUCACCUUCUCAGCCAAGCGAGUUUCUCCUCUUCAAUAAUCAACAAUUUCACAUUCUUCAACCAUUCAAUCGUCAUUCUCAUUUCUUUCCCUCUCGCGAAUAUGACUCCAAUUUUCCCCAAACAUUUCGCGUAUUUAUUAUCGAGAAAUUCCCCAUUUCUCUGCAAAUCUAGGGUUCCAUUUUCCACAUCCACCGCCAAAAACCCCCAAAUCAAUCCCACAGUUUACAAUUUCUUGUUUCACGAACACAAUUUCUCCCCCGAAUCAGCUGCGGAAGCCGCCUCAAUCAUAUCCCGCUUAAGGAACCGCCAAAAAUCCGAUUCCCUUUUCUCAUACCUCGAAAAAAACGGCUUUUCGAGCUCCCAUUUGGAGACAAUCGUGAAAUACAGCCCUUCAUUCCUCUCAGCCGAUCUCGAGAAAACAAUCAAGCCCAAGAUCGAGCUUUUCCAAGAGCUAGGCCUCUCCAACAACGACAUCGCCGAUUUGGUCACUGAUAACGCCUCGAUUUUGUUCCGCAGCACUGAUAAAGUAGUGAUCCCUGCCUUGUCUCUCCUCAGGAGCUUGUUGGGAUCAGAUUCUAGCGUUGUGAACCUCUUGAAGAAGAGUGGGUGGUUCUUGAUUAAGGAUUUGGACAAGUCCAUGGUGCCGAAUAUCGAGUUCUUGAAGGGGCGUGGCGUCCCCACGGAGCAGAUAAUCGCGUGUAUGCAUUCGUUCUCGAGGACUCUUCUGCAGAAGCCUGGGAAGUUGAGGAGGGCGGCCGAGAGGGCGGAGGAGCUUGGGGUCCGGCCGGGGUCGGGCAUGUACAUUCAUGGCGUGAGGGUGAUUGCCUCGAUGAGCGAUGAGGUUUGGGAGGCGAAGCUGGGGGCUUUCCGGGAGUUGGGGUUCUCGGACGCGGAGAUUGUGAAUGGGUUCAGCAAGUAUCCCCCGGCCUUCGCUGUGUCGUUGAGGAAGAUGAGGGAGGUGACAGAUGUCGUGGUGUCCACCGGGAAGUAUGGCAUGGCGAGCAUUAUUGCGUACCCGAUAUGUUUCUGUGGCAGCGUGGAGAAGAGGCUUAGGCCGCGGAUGCGAGUUUUGGCUGCUUUGGAGGAGAAGAUGUUGAUCAAGAAGUGGCCUAGUUUGGCCACAUUGUGUAGUUUAUCAGAUGUGAGAUUUUUUGAGAGGUUUGUUAAACCUUACUUAGAUGAAGUUGGCCAAUUGUUUAGGAUUUGAUCAUUGAAAAUUUUAGCUAGAAGAUUAUGCAUUUUGCCUGUUGAAAA